Messenger RNA from Pecten maximus, 2905 nucleotides. RefSeq lists its product as uncharacterized. The transcript has 2 exons. Lineage: Eukaryota; Metazoa; Mollusca; Bivalvia; Pectinida; Pectinidae. The coding region runs from base 338 to 1147 and encodes 269 amino acids. The record is from RefSeq and is a predicted model, not a curated record.
UUAUUAGCGUAGGGUCUGAACGUAUUGGACAGCCCAUUUUCACCUGAUAAGGUCAAUUAUCCCCACAGAUUAUCCUUCACUUCCUAUGUUGUGGUUCAUUUGAGGUUAGGAACACGGUAAAGACAAGGAAAGUUGAUAAAGCUCACAGUUUUGACUGGUUCUGGGUGAGCGAGUUCAUGGCUGGAGGGUACAGAUCCUACCCGCUGUGGUAUAAACCACCUCGCACAACAAAUUACAAGUGUGCAGGUCGAAUACUGGGAGCACAUACUGAUGUAUGGAACUGGACCAACCCUAACACCAUGGUGGCUUACAGCAGGCGGCACUAUGAAACACCAGCAUGACAGACAUAAUGACACUCAACUACCUCUUUUUUCUUGGAAUAGUUAUACCGUGUAUAAUCACUGUCACCCUCUUCAUCGUAUUCAUUUUGUGCUGGAACAAAUACAGACUACGUAAAGAGAUCAUGACCAAAAAAUUUGACCCCCACAAGAAAUUUCGUUCCGGGAAAGAGGCUUAUAAAGUGCCCCGUCCUCCCCUACCCCCAAAAUGGAUCUACAGGACAUCGAAGUCCCAGGAUGGACAGAGUAUUCUACCGCACCAUAAUAAAGCUUUCGACGUAAGUCCUGACACACCAGCUGAGGACACAAGACACAUGUACAACACAUUCCAUGACAGUGGUAUGUCAGAACUCAGUGAGAUCCAGUAUAGGUUUGAGAGGCAGCGCCCUCAUUCUCAGGCUUCGACAGACUCCGAGGACUCAGGCUUCAGAAGUUCGAGAUCGGGACAAUAUUUACACAGUGCCCAAAAUAGUAAUGCACAGGAACUACCCUUGUUCAAACCAUUAGAUAGCUUAUCUCAACCACAGACUGUUAAUAUUCCUCCAAACUGUGAUAAUGUACGAAUAUCUAGUCGACGGUCAAGACGGAAAAGUAGGUCUCCGGCCAAUCAAAGGACUAGACAGGAAUGUCUUGCCAAUCAAAAGUCAAGGCAGGAAUGUGUUGAUGUGAAUGAGAUUCUAAAGGAUGUAAAAUCACAACCGUUAUCGGUGAUAUCUCCACAAAUGGGACAACUAACGGUAACCAUGGCAACAGUGCACCACCCAAACAUUGAGGAACGGGGUGCAGCCAUGGCCUACUCCGUUGUAUAGUAUUAACAGUGAGAUACAACGGAUGUGUGCAAAUAAUGUCUGAGAGGAAUUUUUCAAAGGGUUGUGAUGUUUAACAUGACCAUCACCAGUGAUUUCUGUUUCGUGAUGGAUUUAUUAUAAAGUGUGUUCAAAGUGAUGGUCUGAGAUCAUGACUGUCAACAAUGUAAGACUUGGUGAUACAAUCACCGAUUAUCCUAGCAGUCGAUCCUGUCUAAAAUGGCCCUACCCUGACACAAAAUUGUGGUGAGGACUUGUAGGGGUCAGAUUGGACAGGGUCUGUAAUAUGUAAAUGUGUGUUAGUGUGAUCCUUCGUUAGUAACCAUUGAAACAUUUACAAGUGCUGAAUCUUGACAAAUUCAAAUAUUGUGCUAUGUCAUAGUUCACAAAAUGUCAUCACAAAAUUAUUUUAAUUGUAGGAAAAAGAUUCUUUCCUUUUUGUCCUAUAUCAGGUUGAAUCCAGAAUCUCCCAUAUUAUAGACGUCCCCUUGUUUUAGUAAAAUAUGUCUAUACACAGUGAGUGUAAUGUGUUUGUCAGUAUCUACAAUUUUAAAACAAUACUUUCUACAAAUUCUGAAAUCCUGAGUACACCAGCUUGUAACAUGGUUUAUAGGGUAUCUCUAUACGACAUGCACACUUCUACUUUCCAACUUAAUUUCCACAAAGGAUUUGUGUUGCUGUCAAUUAUGCUCUGUGUACCAAUAUAAUUUGUAGACGUACAAUCUACACAACAUUUUAGAUUUACAACAUGACCUUACAGUCCUCCAUUUUGUGCUGACACUUUAGUCUGGUGAUAUUUAUUACAAGUUUUAUUUCUAUAAAACUGAACCUUGUAUUUUUCUGACAGCUCAUAUUUGGUACACAAGCAGGCUAUCAUUCUUAUUUUCAAUAGAAUAUUUUCAUAUAUAUCUCUUUUCAUAUAUAUCCAUCAUUUCACCCCUAGUGGUGACAGUGGACCUACCCCAGAUCAAAGAAAAAGGAAGUAUUCAAAAUUCUGUGUGGUGAAGGAGGGUAACAUAUGGCAAAUUGUCAAUAUUAACUGGUGGACGAUGAGCAGUAUGACUGUCACCAUCAAUGGUUCAGCUACCUAAACAUUACAAAAAGGCUUUUAUCUGUGACAUUCCAUUUCAAUGUGAAUAUUACGCAAUUUGAUCUGAAAGGCACGUUCAGCAUAGGCUACAAAGCAUGAAUUUGCUGUUUAGAGGAGAAAUUAAAUAAUAAAAUAUGAUGGUGUUUUAAUGUCCCAUCUUGUCACCUUCAAGGGUAUUGCUAGCUAGCACACCUUUUAAUGGAGAAAAGGAUCAUAACAGUUUAACAGAAUAGCAUCCCCUUUUUUUUUUAAUUUAAAAAGUUUUAGAUUUUCAGUCAAUUUUAUCAUAAGUUUAUUUUUGUAUUAAUUGGUUUAACAUUAUAGCAAAAUUUUACUUAUAAAUGAAGAGAUUUCAAUUUACGUCAGUGUCAAAAUUUAUUGACAACAAAUGAAUUCAUUCAAUCAGUUUAUAAAGAAAUUAGAUAUAAUGUAGAUUUUUUUCUUACACAACAGUAUUUUUCUGUAAAUGGUGGUCCCCUGGAUCCUGUAAACAUUCCUGAGAUAUCUGGUAAACUGACAGCUUUAAACGCGAUACUCACAAAACAUUACUACAUGUAUUCAUAUUUUUGCUGUAGAACAUAAGUUCAGUGUUUUUUAUUAUUUAUAUAAAAUCUGUUGUAUGAUCCAGCUUCAAAAUGAAGCCUAAAGAAAAUAAAUACUUUAAAAAAAUC